AUGAAUAGCAGAACGAAAUCGCGUCCUCAGCGGAACAUGAGCGUCGACAAUCUUGAUCUCGAUCGGCUCUCACUAGAGCGAGAACGACUCGACUUUGAGAGGCAGAAGAUGCUAGAAAGAGAGCGACGGCUAAUCGACGAAGAAAAAAUGAUCAAGGCUGAGAGGGCUCGCCUGGAAGCGGAACGAAAAAUGAUGAAGCACGAGUCUGAGUCUAUGAACAGCGGUCGCUCCAAAUCCAUCUAUGAACCUCCGCCAUCAUCUCAAGCAUCCCCAAUGCCGGCACGCGGUAACGUCCGUCCAGUGUUGCUUCCCGAUUUGGGCGAUCAAUCACCUCGACAAAGGGCAUUCGUGCAGGAUGCGAUUGGACGAGGCAGCAAGCUGGUUGUAGCCACAUUUGACCGGGUUGCUCAGAAUGCCAAGGAACUGACCGUGAGCCGCGGUGAAUAUCUCGAG
Cooperia oncophora is the source of this 453-nucleotide messenger RNA. The record is from the annotation of a GenBank genome assembly. NCBI's taxonomy places the organism in Eukaryota, Metazoa, Nematoda, Chromadorea, Rhabditida, Trichostrongylidae.